AUGGUUUAUGCAUCCACGAGUUCACCCCAGGCUCUUAUCGACCCUCUGUCCGCUGCCCAUUACUUCUUGCCCUACCAGGCCGCCACUAUUCCUGGUCUCACCCUGCGCGCCAAAUUCACCAGGUACUCGGAUGACAGCGUCAACGCUCCGGCAGAAGGCACGCCCGUGGUGUCGCUCGUCCUUGCCAUAGGCUUGGGUCUAGCUUCGGAGCUCUGGAUACCUUUCAUACACCGGAUAUACGAGAUUCAGAGGAGGAAGGAAGGGCGUACGUUUCAAAUCAUGUCCAUAUGGACCAUCGAUUUCGCCAAUCACGGAGGCGCCGCCGUACUGAACGCAGAGGCCCUCACGACCCACUUUUCUGAACGGUUUCCCACAUCAGAGAAAACAAUCGCCGUUGAUUCUUUCUUGAGCUCAAGCCUUCUCUCGGCCGUCGAAAAGGCCAAUCUUGUCGCGGUAGGCCAUUCGGGCGGCGGAGGCGGGGCAUUUUGGUCAACUCUUGGCAUGACUCCUGGUCAAACAUCGCCUUUCAAAACGGUGAUACUCGUCGAACCGCCGACAUUCAGCCAAGAUGAUCUUCCAAUCUUCAACGCUGUUGUGCGAGCAAUUGCAAAGUUCAAUCGUAUGAAGCCCGAUUUCUGGGAGAAUGUCGACGAGGCGAUGGAGUUCGUAAGGACAUUUCCACCCGGGUCGUCCUUCCAUGAAGAUGUACUGGCCGUCAUGAAGGAAACCAACUUCCGACCCGAUACCCGCGAGAUCGACGGCCAUCAAGUCGCGGGUGUUACGACAAUUAUGCCUAUCGCGCAGGAAACAGCAUCAUUUCAUAAGAACGGCGAGACUAGCAUAUGGAUCUGGAAUCACAUGAAAAAUGUUUCGCUGCCGAACUCGCUCUUCAGGUUACAUGUCAUCAUAGGUUCCACACCCGGAUUUGGGCCCAAAGCGCUUGCCGAUUCAGUCUCCAACGAGAUAUUCUCGAACAAAGAGCUGUUUGCAUCGCUCUCCACAAUACAGGACACCGAUCACUAUGUACCUCAGGAGAAGCCAUAUGAACUCGCAGCUCGUAUAUACGAGAUCCUUCAACAGGAGUCCCGCCGAGAGGUGGCCCGGCUAUGA
Messenger RNA from Peniophora sp. CBMAI 1063, 1110 nucleotides. The record is from the annotation of a GenBank genome assembly. NCBI's taxonomy places the organism in Eukaryota, Fungi, Basidiomycota, Agaricomycetes, Russulales, Peniophoraceae.